Messenger RNA from Acanthopagrus latus (yellowfin seabream), 1044 nucleotides. RefSeq names its product odorant receptor, family H, subfamily 129, member 1 (gene or129-1). Gene Ontology annotation, biological process: G protein-coupled receptor signaling pathway. Gene Ontology annotation, cellular component: membrane. The record is from RefSeq and is a predicted model, not a curated record. NCBI's taxonomy places the organism in Eukaryota, Metazoa, Chordata, Actinopteri, Spariformes, Sparidae. The transcript is spliced from 2 exons. Bases 79 to 1044 code for a protein of 321 amino acids. Gene Ontology annotation, molecular function: G protein-coupled receptor activity.
AUAAGAAGAAGAUCUAAAGCUUUGACUCUUCCGGCUGAUGAAGACAUCUUCAGGUUUGCUUCUGGCCACAUUUGCAAAAUGCAGAAUCUGACUGAACUUUCAGGCAAUGUAACAUCCAACAACAGCCUGUCUGUGAUCAUUAAGGUGUGUGUUGUUAUCCCUUUUUUCUGUGUCUUCCUCUGCUGCAUCGCUGUCAUGCUGCACAUCUUUGCGUCUCACAGGCAGUUCAUGGACACUUCACGGUACAUCCUGUUUGCCUACAUGCUGAUCAAUGACACCCUGCAGCUCUUGUCCUCUGUUCUGCUCUUCCUCUUUGUCAUGGGAGGGGUGAAAUUUGCUCUUGUCUACUGCAUUCCCUUGUUGAUCAUUUCUACUGCCACCUUCCAGAACUCACCGUUAAUCCUGGCCACCAUGUCACUCGAGCGUUAUGUUGCCAUCUUUUACCCCCUACAGCGCCCAGUCGCCUGGCGCUCAGACCGAAUCUGGAUCAUUAUUCUGUCCCUGUGGCUCAUAAGCUGCAUCUUCCCGAUCAUUGACCAUGCUCUCAUGGAGCAUGAUCCAGCAGUGGACAUCCUCUCCACCCCUGUGCUUUGCAAAGCUACACUUGUCAACUCAUCUCAAAUUCAGACAUUGUUCAAAGCUGCUACAAGUAUUCUCUUUUUCGCAGUAGUGGCUGUUAUCAUCCUUUUUACGUACGUGAGAAUCCUGCUGGAAACCAGGAAGCUCAGACAAGACACAGCGUCUGUGAGUAAAGCCAUGCACACUGUGCUGCUGCAUGGCUUCCAGCUGCUGCUGUGCAUGUUGGCCUUCACCAGCCCCAUCACUGAGACUCUCAUAGUGCUGCACUCCAACUGGAGACCAGAAGACAUUUCCUAUUUUAAUUACUUCUGUUUCAUUCUAAUUCCACGCUUUCUCAGCCCGCUCAUCUACGGCUUUAGAGACCAGAGUCUCAGGAGCUACAUCGAGAAAACGUUUCUCUGCUGCUCGAACAAAGUAAAACCCUGUGUCAGAGGCAAACUGCAGAACAACUCGUCUGUUUUUUAA